Molecule: messenger RNA, 1773 nt
Organism: Babesia ovata
Lineage: Eukaryota; Apicomplexa; Aconoidasida; Piroplasmida; Babesiidae
Product: NOL1 NOP2 sun family protein
Exons: 7
Coding region: 1-1773 (590 amino acids)
Biological process (GO): rRNA base methylation; maturation of LSU-rRNA
Cellular component (GO): nucleolus
Molecular function (GO): RNA binding; rRNA (cytosine-C5-)-methyltransferase activity
Source: RefSeq, a predicted model, not a curated record
AUGGUGGCCUUGAAGCUAUUGGAGCAGAACGAGGAGUCUGACGACUCUAGUGACUACAGCAUCGAGAAGGACGAGUACGACGAUGUUGCAUCUGGAUCAGACGACGAAGAAGGCGACGGCGGCGCUGCCGACGACAAUGAGGAGGAUUUGGAAGGCGUUGACCCAGAAAACCUUCACGGCAAGGUCGACAUGACCGAUCUGUCGGCUGUGAAGGGCCGUAUAGAGAGCAUCUGUGGCGUAUUGUCGAACUGGUCGGCUGCGUCUAAGAGUGGCGUGGUGACCAAGAAGCGAGGCGCCUACAUGAGGGAGCUUAGGGAGAUGGUGAGCGCCUACUACGGCUACACAGAUGAACUGGCCGAGUACUUCUUGCAGCUCUUCAGUCCUACCGAGGCCAUCCAACUUUUCGAAGCGUUCGAGAGACCGCUACCGAUGACGCUGCGUGUUAACACUCUGAAGACCAAGCGUAAGGAGUUGGCUGCUGCACUUAUCGCAAGGGGGGCUAACGUCGACCCCGUUGGCAACUGGAGCAAGGAGGGUCUGGUCGUGCACUCGUCUCAGGUGCCCAUCGGAGCCACUCCGGAGUAUCUCGCUGGACACUACAUGAUGCAGUCUGCUGCUUCCAUGAUCCCUGUGCUUGCGCUGGGCGCUCGUGAAGGUGAGAAGGUUCUAGACGUUGCGGCGGCACCGGGAGGAAAGACCACGCACAUCGCACAGAUGAUGAACAACGGAGGCAUUUUGUACGCCAACGACCUGAAUAAGGACCGUUGCACUGCGUUGGUUGCCAACAUCCACAGGUUGGGAAUCACAAACACGAUAGUGACCAAUUACAACGGUUUGGAUCUGAAGGGUGUGCUGCCUCCUUUGGACCGUGUGCUCUGUGAUGCCCCGUGCUCCGGUCUAGGCAUCAUUUCAAAGGACCCCUCCGUGAAGCUCAACCGGACUAUUUUGAAUCUGCAGCAGAACGCCGACUUGCAGAAACGCCUUCUGUUGACCUGUAUUGACAUGGUGAACAGCAGCACGAAGAACAAUUGCGUGGUGUACUCCACCUGCAGCAUCUCAGUAGAGGAGAACGAACACGUCAUUGACCACGCGCUGAAGAUGCGCGACGUUAAGCUGGUGCCUCUGGGUGUUGAUGUGGGUUCCCCAGCACUUUCGAAUUUCCGUGGAAGGCACUUCCACCCGUCGAUAGGCAUGUAUGCGCGGCGGUUUUACCCGCACGUGCACAACCUUGAUGGGUUCUUCGUAGCGAAGCUGGUGAAGCUGAGUUCGAAGAUCCCGACGCUGCCGAAACGCCAUCGCGAACCGCGGUCGAGGUCUGAGGAUGCGACUGAACACGAGCCUAAGUUGCAUAAGAAGAGCGGGAAGGCUGGUAAACCCAAGGCGUCUAAGGAUAUGAAGCGCCGGAAACAAGAAGAUGAGAUAGAUCCGGAGGUGACACCGCUGCCUAUCAAAUCUUCCACGAAACAAAAGGAGAAAAGGCCGAAGGUAGAACGUGAGGACCCUCGCCCCGAAAAGAAGAAAUCAAAGGGUACCGCGUCGGCCAAGAGUACCAGGUCUGCUAGGAGUUCAAAGAUAGAGAAGAAUACCAGGUCUGCUAGGAGUUCGAAGAUCGAGAAGAGUGCCAGGAGUUCGAAGGCUGUGAAGGAUUCAGUGUCGAAAAAGGUCAGGAAGCAAACGAAGGACGUCAAACACAGCUCGGUAAAAUCAAAGGCAAAAGGGAGGACGUCAAAGGCUGCAAAGCACUCGAAGUCCUCAUCCAAGAGGCAACGUUAG